Diprion similis is the source of this 529-nucleotide messenger RNA. Its product is annotated as cuticle protein 38-like. The coding region runs from base 30 to 410 and encodes 126 amino acids. The transcript has 2 exons. The record is from RefSeq and is a predicted model, not a curated record. NCBI's taxonomy places the organism in Eukaryota, Metazoa, Arthropoda, Insecta, Hymenoptera, Diprionidae.
GUGAGUUUCAGUGUAACCAAUCAAGCAACAUGAACUCCUUCGUAAUGAUGACCAGCUUCGUUCUCCUGGCCGUCCUCGGCAGCGGUAUCGCCGGUGUGAUAACUCCGGCUAUUUCGGCUCCGCUGGUUGCGGCAUCACCUGCAAUCGGGUACGCAAGGGCAGUGCCUUACAACAUCCCGCCGUACGCCUCGAGGGUCGACAUAAGCACCAGGAACCUGGCCGCACCCUACGUCGCAGCAGCUCCGGUCGUCGCCGCCCCCUACGUCGCAGCCCCCGCACUUCCGUACGCGGCCCUUCCGUCGGCUCCACUCGUCGCUGCACCGGGCGUUAUCCCCUCGGCCUACGCCGGAAGUCUGGCCGCCCCACUGGCUCACGCCUACGCAGCUCAGAGCGCCGCGAUCCUAGGGUGAAGAUCCGUGGAUCACAAAAGCUUCGGAUCAACGACCGCUUGCCAAGAACUCUGCACUGAACGAUUUUUAUUAUCUUCUUUGGCGUAAAUAAAAUGUUAAUUGAAAAAAGAAUUCUUACU